AUGAACCUGGAGGACGCAGGCUCCCCCUUGCUCCUCUGGCUCGUGAAGCCGUACAUCGACUGCUUCAACAGCACCAAGCAAAGAUUCAGCUACUGGUCCUUGGUGAAAAUUUGGUCCAGCUGGGAACUUCCUGACUUGCGAGAAGGGAGAGUAAAAGCCAUCAGUGACUCUGAUGGUGUGAGCUACCCCUGGUAUGGGAACACCACAGAAACGGUGACCUUGGUUGGGCCCACUAACAAGGUCUCCCGGUUCUCAGUCAGUAUGAAUGACAAUUUUUACCCCAGCGUGACGUGGGCUGUCCCUGUGAGUGACAGCAAUGUGCCCCUGUUGACCAGGAUUAAGAGGGAUCAAAGCUUUACUACGUGGCUAGUAGCCAUGAAUAUGACCACCAAGGAGAAGAUCAUCCUGCAGACUAUAAAGUGGAGGAUGCGUGUUGACAUUGAAGUGGAUCCUUUGCAGCUCCUGGGGCAGCGAGCACGACUAGUGGGAAGGACUCAUCAGGAGCAGCCCCGGAUUCUGAGCCGAAUGGAACCCAUCCCGCCAAAUGCACUAGUGAAACCCAAUGCCAAUGAUGCCCAAGUCCUCAUGUGGAGACCCAAACGAGGCCAGCCUUUGAUAGUGAUACCUCCCAAGUAGAUGGUGUGUGGUGUUGAGGGCAUCGUUGUUGUUGGUAUGGCGCAAAUGAACUGGGUUUUUGAGCCAAAGCAGACCUCUGGUGAAUGGAAACAGAGUUCCUCCUUUUUCAGAAAGAAUAUGGUACCUGGUAGUGGCCAAUGCUACGUCACAGAAGAGGAAUCACACAGCUGAUGGACUUCUGAUGACAUACCUGGGGGAUUCUGUACUUCUAGGGUAUUUUGGCUGAAAGAGGCUUUCUUACCUGAAUAACUCAUAUUCCCUUGCCAUAACAUGCAAGGAAUGAGAAUAU
This is a messenger RNA of Chelonoidis abingdonii (Abingdon island giant tortoise), 925 nucleotides long. RefSeq names its product protein FAM78B. The record is from RefSeq and is a predicted model, not a curated record. NCBI's taxonomy places the organism in Eukaryota, Metazoa, Chordata, Testudines, Testudinidae.